Messenger RNA from Paramecium sonneborni, 992 nucleotides. NCBI's taxonomy places the organism in Eukaryota, Ciliophora, Oligohymenophorea, Peniculida, Parameciidae. The record is from the annotation of a GenBank genome assembly.
AUUAAAAUAACCAUGGCUCUUGGAUCUUCGAGUUUAUAUGCAUUAUCCCUCUUAAUAUUUAUGUUAGAUACUUAAACUUUUGGAACGAUUUCAAAUCUACUUUCAUUCUUUCCUCAUGAAGUUUUGUCUAAAACUUAAAUAUGGAGAUUAUUUCCAUCAUUCCUAUUUAAUAGUAAAAUCUAUCAUAUAGAAAGACUCAUUUUAGGGUUUCCUUAUUAGUUUUAUAUUCACAUAAAAUUUAUUAGCUGAAAGAGAGAGAGCAUAAGGAACUGUCCUAUUUUAUAUAGAAUUAAUUAUUAAGACAUUCAUUAUUAAUGUAAUCAAUUUUAUUCUCUAAUUAAAUUAGUCAAUUAUCACUCUAUUUUAUUACUUAGAAAUUAACACAUAUCUUAUAUGCUAUAUUUAACCUUCAAAUGGUUUAUGGAAUAUGUUUUUUUAUCUUAGCACUAUUAAGUAUAUUUCUUCUAUUAUUUAGAUGCUUUAUGUAGCCAUAUUAAGAAACUAAAUUAUUAUUUUUUGACUUCAACAUCAGUAACAAAUUCAUUCUCUUUAGUAUGAACUUUAUUUUUUUUAUAUUUUUUGAUCGUGUUGGAUCAAUUGUUUCGACAGCUCUAGGAUUUUUAGAUGCUUUUAUAACAGCUGGAUCUCCUUGCAGAUUUGUAAGAUUUUAGAAUAUUCAUUAGAACUUUAUUUCUAAAAUUGAGGAAAUUCUUUGUAGAAGCAUAAUUAAUAGUUCUAUUUUUAUAAGAAACUGUUAAGCAAAGGAAGCUUAACAUUAAAUUUAAAUUCUUAAGCUUGAUUGGGAUACAUUAAAUUAUAAUUUUAGUAAUAAAUAGUAGUAAUAAAAUGUGAAUAAUGGAAUAGAAUUACCAUAAUAAUAAUAAUAAUAAUAAUAAUAAUAAUAAUAAUAGCCAUAAUAAUAAUAUUAAAUUACAAAUGUCGAAAAGAUGUUAGCUUAUUCUUCAUAAUAAAAAUAGCAAGAAGAACCUUGA